Cydia pomonella (codling moth) is the source of this 2866-nucleotide messenger RNA. Its product is annotated as cyclic GMP-AMP synthase-like receptor. NCBI's taxonomy places the organism in Eukaryota, Metazoa, Arthropoda, Insecta, Lepidoptera, Tortricidae. The record is from RefSeq and is a predicted model, not a curated record. The coding region runs from base 525 to 2063 and encodes 512 amino acids. The transcript is spliced from 6 exons.
CUAUUCUUGGAUCCACACCUUCAUUUUAUCAAUAAUAUCGGUCAUAAUGCGAGUAAAAUUCGAUGGCCUGAUUUGAUCAGACAGUUAAUCAGAUUGGCGAAAAAAUGUUUCCGUCAGGACUGGCCUUUAUCUUGGUUUUUUAGAAUUAUUUUUACUUUUACUACAUCACAUCGUAACACACUGACAUAAAACACUUAAUAAUUAUGAACGCAACUGUUAUAGAGGAUAGAUAAAAGUUGUUUCUUGUAGCGGUGACUUGUACAUUAUCAAGUACAGCAACACCACAGUUCGCUGCCGGCUGGGAUUGUGAUCGCCGGCCGGGGAAGAUUUGGUGAACUCGUGAGUGAGAAGGACGUGAUAUUCCGGAAUGCAGUGACCAAUAAUAGAAGGGCCACGUCUCCCGAAGUGCGACCACUACGGCAUGCCUUCAUUCCGUACUCCCAGAAUAGACUUGUGCGCCGGCAAAAAUACAGGAAUAAACAUCGCAAAGCCAAGAAACAUUCUAGGGUACAGAUCAGCUGAAAAUGGCAGUGAACAAGAAAUAUAUGGACUUGUACCUUACUGAGGUGUACAAAAAGUUCAUAGCUAUCAAGGAUGAUGAUUAUAAAAAGUCACAGGAUAUUUUCAAAAAGGUGUUUGACCAGGUCAAACAGAAAAUGGGCGAAAAUUGCAACUACUUCAGCAAGUACAGCAAGGAGGUCCUAUACGGCGGGAGCGUAUCCGACGGCAUAAAGGUGUCAAAACUGGACGAGUUCGAUAUGGACAUCGUGAUCCGCCUCCCCAUCAACUACGAGCAAGGUGACGACGGGAUCUGCCUUGAGACGGAUAUUCCCGGCUACGUUAGGAUGAAGAUCACGAAUGCCUUUGACCAUUUGGAUAAACAGCCGGAUUGGGAGAAGUGUCAUAAGGUCACUAGAGAGUGGAGGGACAAUGACAAAUACUUCCUUCAGAACAAGUUCCGCGCCUGGAUGCACGGCAUCGUGCAGCGCGCCGUCAACGACAUGAAAGGGGAGGUCCGGGUAAACGGGGACCUGUAUCUGCUCAGUUAUAAGUCAUCUGGCCCAGCGUUUACUUUGAAUGUGAAGAACGGGCCUGAUGUUGCCCCGUUCACGUUGGAUGUGGAUCUGGUGCCGGUUAUAAGGUUUUCGGUACCACGAUGGCCUGAAGGAUACAGACAAAUAGAGGGCAGCCAGUGUCGCGACUGGCUGGUGGUGCCUAAACCCAACAAGGGCCUCGAGGACACGCAGCAGAACCGGUGCUGGCGGCUCUCCUUCCAGGACUUCGAGAGGGACAUGAUGAAGGGGUGCCAGCAGCUCAAAAGCACCAUACGAUUGUUAAAAAAGCUGCGCGACGCACUCGGCCUCAAAUACAUCGCCAGUUACUACAUCAAAACCCUUUUCCUCUGGAAAAUCACUCAAGAAAACGACCGCAAAUAUUGGCAGAACAAAAUCUCCUUCCUCUUCCAAACCAUGCUCGAAGAGCUACACAGCGCCAUCGAGAAAAAAGAGAUCAAAUAUUAUUGGAAUGAAGAACUCAAUCUCAUAGAGGGUUUAAGACCAUCCUUGCAAAAACUCUACGCUGAAAAGUUACUAGAAGUGAUAAAUUCUUUAAAAGCAGGCGCUAUUGAGAAAGUAGUAGCCGCUUUGCUGAACGCUGAGGAACUCGCGGAAUAUAAGGAGUCCGAGUUUUAUGAACAACAUUUGGCCGUUCUUAAUAAUGCUACGCUCAAACACCAGAGUUCAGUGAAAUCUGUAAGUAGCAAUUGCAGUAAUGGGAAUCAGGACGACGUUACUGACGCAAAAACCACACAAAUUGACGCGCUCGGUUUAAAAACCCUUAUAUCAAAGAUGGAUAAGUUGUCAGACAAGUUUGACAAAAUGAGUGUGUGUCUGUUGGAUAAAGUCGACGCGUUGUCGGAUAAAGUUGACGCUUUGGUAGAUAAAGUGGCGCUGCAGGAGAUGAAAUUGGAGGGUUUGGGCAAAAAGAAGGUUGAGAAUGAUAUGGUUUUGAAUCUUCUUGGCGCGGAUCCGCUGCCGGGGGGUUUUGCAGAUGUAGUACAUUAAGCAAACUUGUAUUUGCCAAGGCUCGGAACCGGUUUUUUCUUCAUACAAAUAAUACCGGUAUUAUUACGUUCUUUUUCGUUCUUUGGUUUAUUAUUUCAUUUUUAAUGGGACUAUCUAAUAAUGCGAAGUUGUUACCUAAAUACAUGAUCCAGUUCUACGUAAAGAGUAUAAAAUAAUUAAAAAUAUUUUGCUAUAUCGGGAUUUAAAAAUAAACCGGUUCCGAGCCCUGGUAUUUGCACAGUUAAGGUACAAGCUGGAACCCGGCGACGUAUCGCGACUGCAGACAACACAUCGCGGCGACACGACUGGUUUCUAUGUAUGCAACGACACGAAGUAUGUAAUCAGUAUUGCCUGUCUCGCUUUCACUCGGGACCAACUGCAUAUAGCGCUACCGUACUGCAGUCGGGGUCGAUAUUAUAACAGCGACAUGACGCUGUAAUAUUUUUGUACAUAGAGACAAGUCCCUUAAUGUGUUUCCGGACCGAUAUGACCUUUCAUUUCCUUCAAAAAAAGAGCGUACUCCAUCUUAAAUGCUGGCAACGCACUUGCAACCCUCUGGUGUUGCAGGUGUCCAUGGGCGACGGUAUUUGCUUAGUAUCGCGCGUUUCGUCUCCUUGUUUGCCUAUUAUAUCAUUUAAAAAAGUAAGACUAUUAGAGAUGGGUGGAUGGGUACCUUGUACGUGUAGUCUCAUCCGCUACUAAUUAAUUAUACUAUACAAUCGCCGUCAGUAAUAUCGGAGUAUGUGCUCAUUAAUAUCUAAAGCCGGAUACACAUUUGUCUGUCGUGUUGUAUUGUGUCGUGU